AUGAGUGAAGUAUCCGGCUAUCCUGAUUCAUCCCAUGAUGUAUACAUCCUCAGCAAUUCCUCCCUGUCUGCAAUAAUUCUUGUGGGACAGAUGCCAGAGCGAUGGUUGUUGUGUAAGAUACCAAUCAAUUAUGGAGCCACUGACCCUGUCCUAAAUGACAGACAAUUAUAUCCAACGUUUUCCCGGAUUGUCCCAGAUGAUCUGGACCGUUUUGCAGCUGUUGUUAAGUGUCUGCUACAUUUUGGUUGGAACUGGGUUGGAGUCAUUACACCAAAUGAUGGUAGUGGGGACAUCGAAUUACUGGAACUGAGUAAACUGAUGAGCCAGCAUGGGAUCUGCAUUGAGUUUAUCAUUAAACUUUCCUUUGAUUUAGACGUUAAUAGAAAGAAACUUCAGGAGAUGAAACAUUUUACAGCUAGAAUUAUUCGGAACUCUAUGAGAAACCUUCAUUACACAGAUCCCACUGGAGAAGAGAUGACCUUCAAUGAAAGAGGAGAUCUGCCCUCUAAGUGGUUAAUGGAAAACUGGGUUAUAUAUAAAACUAAUACAUCAUAUGAAUUUGUUGUAAAGCCUGUGACCAUCUUUGACGAAUCACAAGAUGACCAGGUUUAUAAUAUCAAAGCAGGAGAAAUCACAUGGAAAAAUGGCAUGCAUCAAAUCACACAGUUUUCUGACACCCUGACACUUAGUUCAGUGUCGGGAGCUGAUGCAGAUAUGUUAUUUACCCUGUACUUGUCCUACAUUGUCUUUGACAAUAGUGAGAUCUGCCAUAGAUGUCCUGAUGAAGAGUGGCCGGAUGAGAGAAGAGUGAGAUGUGUACCCAAAAUAUAUGACUUUCUGUCCUAUGAAAAGGACAUUGUGGUGCAAAUAUCUGCAGUAACAGCUUCAUCAUUCUCUGCCAUAACAUUAUUUAUAUUAGGGAACUUUAUUUAUUACUGGAACACCCCAAUUGUGAAAGCCAAUAACCGGGCUGUAAGCUUCAUUCUCCUGAUCUCCAUGUUGCUGAGCUUCCUCAGUGUGUUCUUGUUCCUUGGCCAGCCGGUGGAUAUAACAUGCAGACUCAGACAGACAUCAUUUGGGAUCUUCUUCUCCACAGCUGUCUCUUCUGUACUGGCCAAGACUGUCACUGUCUUCAUGGCUUUCAAAGCCACCAAACCCGGAAGCUCCUGGAGGAAGUGGGUCACACUCAAAGUAUCUAAACAUGUGGUCAUUGUGUUUUCCUCUCUCCAAGUUCUGAUCUGUGGUAUCUGGCUGACUGUUUCUUCUCCAUACCAGGAGUAUGACCAUCACUCCUAUAAGGGAAUGAUCAUCAUUCAGUGUAAUGAGGGGUCAGUGCUUGGGUUAUACUCUAUGUUGGGUUACAUAGGGAUCCUGGCAUCUGUGAACUUUGCUCUGGCUUUCAUGGUGAGGACAUUACCAGACAGCUUUAAUGAGGCCAAGUACAUCACCUUCAGCAUGCUGGUAUUCUGCAGUGUCUGGAUUGCAAUGAUCCCAGCCUAUCUGAGCACCAAAGGGAAAUACAUGGUGGCUGUGGAGAUAUUCGCCAUACUGACCUCAUGUGCUGGUGUUCUGGGCUGUAUAUUUUUCCCAAAACUGUAUAUUUUGCUUAGAAAACCUGAAUUUAACUCCAGAAAAACAAUACUGGGGAAAAAUACUAUAUAA
Messenger RNA from Pseudophryne corroboree (corroboree frog), 1662 nucleotides. RefSeq names its product vomeronasal type-2 receptor 116-like. The coding region runs from base 1 to 1662 and encodes 553 amino acids. The record is from RefSeq and is a predicted model, not a curated record. Gene Ontology annotation, biological process: G protein-coupled receptor signaling pathway. Gene Ontology annotation, molecular function: G protein-coupled receptor activity. Gene Ontology annotation, cellular component: plasma membrane. The transcript is spliced from 5 exons. Lineage: Eukaryota; Metazoa; Chordata; Amphibia; Anura; Myobatrachidae.